AUGGCCUCCUCCUUAACACAACCACCACCACUUCUUCCCUCUCUUCACCACCCAAUUCCCAAAUCCAACCUCACCCGCCGCUCACUCCUCCUCACAUCCACCGCCACUUUCUCCUUCCCCACCCUUUCCUCUUCCGCCUCACCAACACAACCACCAAACCCCACCAUCACCGACCGCGUCUUCAUUGAAUUCAGCCUCUGCCCCAACUAUUACCUCCCAAAUCGCACCUUAGGAGACGACAUUUCCACUCUUUGCUCAGAUUCCACCUCACUCGGACGCGUCAUCAUCGGCCUCUACGGCAACCUCGUUCCUCGCACAGUCUCAAAUUUCAAAUCCCUCUGCAUUUCCGCUUCCAAUUCUAACCCUAAUUCUUCUUCCUACAAAAACACAGUCAUCCACAAGGUUUUUCCAGGUCAGUACUUUCUUGCCGGACAUCAGGGUCGUCCUGAAAGAGGCGAUGUCCGCCCUCCUAACCACCUCCCCCGCAACAUUGAAACAGUCGACCCCAAAGCAUUUGCGCUGACACAUUCCCGGGCCGGCAUCGUUUCACUCCCCCUAUCUGAAAAUGAUGAUGACGAUGAGAUUAAGUUUGACCCUGAAUACCGGAAUGUUGAAUUCUUAAUCACCACCGGACCUGGACCUUGUCCUCAGCUUGAUAGCAAGAAUAUUGUCUUUGGAGCUGUGCUUGAAGGGUUGGAUGUCAUCACAGCCAUAGCUUCCACUCCCACUUACCAACCAGGUGAGCGAAUUCGCCAAUUUAAUGACUUGGCAGAAUUUUUCGGAGACGAAAGGGCUCAGAAUGCACGCGCCAUAUGGAACAGGCCACUUACCACCAUUUAUAUUAGUGACUGUGGAGCACUAGAGGUUGCAAAGCCUUCUCUCACACCUUCUCUCCCAUAA
Messenger RNA from Lathyrus sativus (Indian pea), 900 nucleotides. The record is from the annotation of a GenBank genome assembly. Lineage: Eukaryota; Viridiplantae; Streptophyta; Magnoliopsida; Fabales; Fabaceae.